AUGCCAGCCCCGAUACCAACACAGGAAACCUCAACAGCGGCUGCUUCGUCCUCUGCUACUGCUCCCACCUCCGGCCCUCCUCCUCCUCGCGAAUACCUAGGCUAUCGCGCUCCCCGCUCCGUGCACGGUACCAAUCCUCAAUUCCUAAUCGAAAAGGCAAUCCGUUCACGCAUCUACGAUUGUCUCUACUGGAAAUCAGUGUGUUUCGGUCUUUCUGCCGAGACACUCGUCGAUGAAGCUGCAUUGAGGUUGCCUUGUGUAGGUGGAAGUUAUGGAGGGACAUUGAAGCCGACGGAAUUCCUGUGCUUGGCAUUGAAGAUGUUGCAGUUGCAGCCGGAGGAGGGGAUAUUGAGAGAGUACCUGGGGGCGAAAGAGUUCAAGUACCUCCGAGCUCUAACAGCCUUCUACAUCCGUCUAGUCUGUCCCGCCCUGCAAGUCUACACCCUUCUCGAACCCCUCCUAAGCGACUACCGCAAGCUCCGCUACCGCUCCCUCGACGGCUCUUAUCGCCUGACGCACAUGGACACGUUUGUCGACGAGCUGCUAACAGAGGAGAGGGUGUGCGAUGUGAUCCUCCCUCGACUGGUGAAGAGGGAGGUGCUGGAGGAGAGGGAGGGUCUGCCCCCUAGGGGGAGCGUACUGGAGGAGGCACUUCUUGAGGGAGAGGAGGGGGAAGGAGAGGGGAGUGGUGAGGAAGGAGAGAUGGACGAGGCGGAGAGGGAGAGAAAGAGGCGGUGGAGGGAAAAGGUGGCUAGAGGUAGGGAGGCUAGAGAGGCUCGUCUUCGUGCCGAGGCAGAGCGGGAGGCAGGUGUGGCGGCGCCGGCAGCGAGCAAUGGUGUUGGUCGAGGGGAAGCAGAGCCACGGCCGCCUUCGCCAGUGGAUGAGAGCGAGGUGGGAUAUGCUUCCCAGGAGGACUCCGAGGACGAGAGGGAAAGGUACGUCAGUCGAUCUCCCAGCCGGAGCGUCAGUCCUGAUCGACAGAGCAAUCGCCGGUCAGUAGCCUCCUCUGCCUCCCCCUACCGCUCGCGGUCACCGUCGCCUGGCAGCGGCAACGAAGCGUGA
Molecule: messenger RNA, 1062 nt
Organism: Microstroma glucosiphilum
Lineage: Eukaryota; Fungi; Basidiomycota; Exobasidiomycetes; Microstromatales; Microstromataceae
Product: PRP38-domain-containing protein
Exons: 2
Coding region: 1-1062 (353 amino acids)
Cellular component (GO): precatalytic spliceosome
Source: RefSeq, a predicted model, not a curated record